AUGAGUGAAAAAAUAGUUUUAGAUAAAACGGGACCAACAUACAAAUGUUGGUAUCAUGGUAGAUUAAAUCGUUGUGAAGCUGAAGAACGUUUGACAAAUACACUGCGCGGAUCGUAUUUGGUGAGAGAAAGUGAACAGAAUCCGGGAACAUAUUCUUUAUCAUAUAAAGGAAAUGAUGAACAAAUUAGUCAUUUUAAAAUAUCUACGAUGUGUGGUGAAUAUCAUUUUGGUGGCCGUCAGUUUGAUUCAUUACAAACAUUAAUCGGCUAUUAUUCGUACUUAGUGGAUAUUAUUCACGGAGAACGAUUACUUUAUCCUGUAAAACCAGCAAAUGAUAUUGAAUUAAAUCCAAUAUGUGUGGCAUUAAAAGCGCAAAAGAAAACAACUGAAGAUGCAGAUAACCUUCAUGUUGAAGUGGGUGAUCAUUUAUCAAUUGAACACUGUAUAUCAGACGAUUAUUAUUGGUGUAGAUCUUUGAAAACUCAAACAUGUGGAGUUGUGAAUAAACAAAUUCUUUUUCAAAAGCCUAACAAUUGUGGGGAUAGUAAAAAUAAUGGAUAUCAAUCAAAUAUAAAUAAAGAUGAAUCAAUGUUAAGAUUAUCAAAAGGUCCGGAUGGUAGUUAUUUAAUCUUACCAUCUUCAACUUAUUUUGGCGAUUCAACAUUAUUUGUACACAUAAAUAAACAAAUGCAUCGAUUUCGAAUUAAACAUUUACAAAUAACAAAUAAAUACUCAUUUGGUGGAAGAUUAUUUGAUAGGUACGUAUUUUUACAUUGA
Didymodactylos carnosus is the source of this 777-nucleotide messenger RNA. The record is from the annotation of a GenBank genome assembly. Lineage: Eukaryota; Metazoa; Rotifera; Eurotatoria; Philodinida; Philodinidae.